This is a messenger RNA of Colletotrichum graminicola M1.001, 330 nucleotides long. RefSeq lists its product as uncharacterized. The record is from RefSeq and is a predicted model, not a curated record. The transcript has 2 exons. Lineage: Eukaryota; Fungi; Ascomycota; Sordariomycetes; Glomerellales; Glomerellaceae. Bases 1 to 330 code for a protein of 109 amino acids.
AUGAGAAACACCGUCCUCACUCAAUUCCUCCUCCAGAUCUGCUUUGCCUUGCUGGCUGUCGCAGCACCUGUUUCUGACCCCGCGUUGGGAACAGCAGUUCACGGCAACACCUGGCAGUAUGGAACUGGUGGCGGUAUUCUUGGAUUCAUUGUCCUGGUAUUGGACAUCAUUGUCUUCCUCGAAGUCCUGAAGUCCAACCGGCCUGUCAGCCUCAAGGUUCUUUGGUGCCUCGUGGUAUUCCUCUUUCCGAUCGUUGGUAUGGUCAUCUAUUGGCUGUUUUCGAAUCGCGCUGCCCAUAACUCUCGGUCUGGAUAUGACCCUAUCGCCUAA